Molecule: messenger RNA, 1279 nt
Organism: Bipolaris maydis ATCC 48331
Lineage: Eukaryota; Fungi; Ascomycota; Dothideomycetes; Pleosporales; Pleosporaceae
Product: Alpha/Beta hydrolase protein
Biological process (GO): epoxide metabolic process
Molecular function (GO): epoxide hydrolase activity
Source: RefSeq, a predicted model, not a curated record
AUGUUCCGGCCAUCGACUUUGGCAAUAGCGCUGCUCUCAGUGGUCGACCGAGGUGCCUAUGCCUCAGAAGCUGACUCCUCUUCAUAUCGACCGCGGCCUUACAUUAUCAAUGUUUCCCCCUCCUUCAUCGAGGACACUCGCCUUAAAGCGUCUCUCUUCCGGCCUUCCCAAGAUAUCUCAACCCCAGCAUGGUUCGAUGGUGCCCCCACCUCUGUCAUUGCCCCUCUUGCCAAAUACUGGGCAGAGGACUAUGACUGGUUCAAGGAACAAGACCGCAUCAAUUCGGAUUUCUCACAUUUCAUAAUUAAAAUUCCCAAAGUUAGUACAAAGUACAAUCACUCGGAAGACCUGCACUUCAUCCAUCAACGCAGUCCAAGGGACGACGCCAUCCCUCUGCUCAUGCUUCACGGCUGGCCAUCAACGAGCCUGGAAUGGGAGAAGGUUAUUCCCGACCUCGUAAAUCCUCAGAACGAAAGUGCCCCUGCUUUCCACGUUGUCGCCCCCGAUGUUCCAGGCUUUGGAUUCUCUCUUGCACCUACUACGGCACCUGGCUUCGACGCCUCUGUAUACGCUGCCGUGUUUGCCAGCCUCAUGCAGCAACUCGGAUACUCUCGGUAUGCUCUAUACAGUACCUAUCUGGGAUUUGUUGUCGCCCUCAAAAUGGUCGUCGAGUACAAGGCCCAAAUUAUCAAUCACAUCACGGAUCUUUACACCGUAUUCGCCACUGCAUCUGAUCUGGCGCGCUAUGCGGCCAAUGCAACAACGAAGGAAGAAACUGCAUACAUCACUUCAAUCAACGCCUACAACAACGAGUUUUCCGCCUACGCCCGUGUUCAUUCGACACUCCCCUUGUCUAUUGCGCAUGCGCUGAGCAAUAGUCCGGUCGGAGCACUGGCAUGGAUCUAUCAACUUCUGUACCAAGCUGGUGAUCAGAACGAUACCGACACAGAAAUCAUAACAAGAACAAUGUUGCUCUACAUUCCUGGAUUGUAUGGAAACAUCCGCGCAUACAAGGAACUGUUUAGUUUUGCACGGCACAAUAGGGGAGGGCACUUUCCAGCAGAGAGCGCGCCCGAGCUUGUUGUAGAAGAUAUCAGAAAUGUAUCCUCUGGAUGUGACGGGUAUUAGAAGAGGAACAAAUGCAAUAGACAUAUUUACUGAGUUCAAAGUAUAGCGAGCUGCUUUGACAAGAGACGACACAGCUGGAGGGUCAGGGACGUCCAUGUGACGUCUUUACUCUUCCUAGAGAAACUUUAAUAGAGAACGAAAUAGAAUCGAA